This is a messenger RNA of Sycon ciliatum, 3671 nucleotides long. Its product is annotated as SH3 and PX domain-containing protein 2B-like. The transcript is spliced from 13 exons. Lineage: Eukaryota; Metazoa; Porifera; Calcarea; Leucosolenida; Sycettidae. Gene Ontology annotation, molecular function: superoxide-generating NADPH oxidase activator activity; phosphatidylinositol binding; protein binding. Bases 355 to 3615 code for a protein of 1086 amino acids. Gene Ontology annotation, cellular component: cytoplasm. Gene Ontology annotation, biological process: superoxide anion generation. The record is from RefSeq and is a predicted model, not a curated record.
ACGAUCGACUGGUCCGAAACUGGAGUGGAGGGAAAACCAGAAAUUCCGAAGUACAAACAAGUGUCUUUGAGUUUGACAGUGAGGACAACACAGAGAAGUAUGAAGUUGGCCAAGUAGUUCGUAAUCCUUUCAAUCCUUUUGGAGUGACGCUGCAUCGUGUUCUAAGUUGACUAAAAGCCAGUUUGAAGUGGAACGUCGGAUCUUCCUCCAAGCUCCAUGAUUGUGCCAAUUGUACAAUUUGUAGUACAUUAUUCGAAUAAAUUAAUUGUUCGAAAUUAAUAAACUUGAUGAAGAUGAGAGGGCCUAGAGCAUGAGCUUGAGGAAUUCAGUACUGGCAAUCGGGGUUGUGGAAAGAUGGUGAAACGCGUGGUCAACUCCGUGGACGUCGUGGACGUUGAGAAGAGAAGAGUGCCUUCAAAACAUUACGUAUACGUAGUCAAUGUCAACUGGUCGGACGGAUCACGGACAGUCGUUUUCAGGCGCUACAGUCGCUUCUUUGAGCUUCAGGUGCGGAUCCUCGAGUUGUUUCCCGAGGAAGGCGGUGAGGAUGAUCCUACUCAGCGAAUGAUCCCCUUCUUGCCAGGCAAGAUCAUAUUUGGCCGCAGCCAUGUUCGCAAUGUUGCCAUGAAGCGCCUUACCGACAUUGAUGAGUACUGCAAGGCUCUUAUUCGCCUUCCACCGCACAUCUCGGAGUGCUUUGACGUACUGCAGUUCUUUCAGGUGGAGGAUGACGACUUGAAUCCUGUCAGAGAUGAGAAAGAUGCGCGGAAAAACCAAGAUGGAAAAAGCUCAACGAGCAAAUCGAAGAUGGUUGGCGAAGUCAUCUCCGAACCAAUGCUGCUUGAACAAUACGUGGCCAUUGCCGACUACAAGAAGAAGCAGAAGAACGAGGUGAAUCUGUCGGCGGGAGUAAGCGUGGAAGUUGUGGAAAAGAACGAGAAUGGCUGGUGGUUUGUCAAUGUCGAAGAGGAGCAGGGCUGGGUGCCAGCGUCCUAUCUGGAGCCAGCAGAGGGCGGAGGUCAGGCCAAGGAAGCACAGACGGUUGCAUCUAAAGGCGAUGAGGAGAAGUUUGUCACAACUCAAGAGUACAAGGCACAAGCACGGGACGAGAUCAGUUUCGAGAAGGGCGUAGUUGUCGAGGUGGUGCAGAAGAAUCUUGAAGGCUGGUGGCGCGUACGGUAUCAAGGCAAGGAAGGUAUUGUUCCUGCUGCGUAUCUGCAGUACAUGAGUGCCAGGCCUGCAGAGAAUGCACCGACUUCAGAAGUGCAGGUGGUCUCCACCGCACAUGCAGCCGUCACCGACACACUCCAGAACACCAAGCAAACACCGGGAACGGGAGGAGGAGCAGCCGCAGCUGGAUUGGCAGCCGAAAGCUUGCGGAAGCCAACAGUUCCCGACAAUCCAUUGCUCUCUCCGAGCAACCAUCGACAAUCAGGUGCUUUGCCUCCACGUCGACAGUCCAUCAAGGUCACGAAGAAAAUGCGCAGCCAGACGCGGACCAAGCAGGACACGUCCAGUGCUCUCCGUUCAGCCGCUGCGGCAGCUUCCGUGGCCGAGACCCCCGCUGGCACUCAGGCCAAGAAGAAAGCCAGCAGCAGCUCGAUUGCCAGGCAGCCAAGCAGCGAAAGCCAUGCCUUCGUUACCUGCACGUACGAGGCCGUCGGCGACUCCGAGCUGUCGGUGCACGAAGGCGACGAGGUGGAGGUCAUUGAGCGCAACGAGAGUGGAUGGUGGUUUGUGGACCUGAACGGCAAGCAAGGCUGGGUGCCUAGCUCUAGUUUCUCGAGUGCGUCAGACCUGACCAGUCCUCCGGAUACGCCUGGCCGCACCUCUCCCAAAGUGGACGACAAGGCACAUACCAGCUAUGUGACCGUCGCCGACUUCAGCGCUGCGGCGGAUGACGGCAUCAGCUUCAGUGCCGAUCGGCCCGUGAAAGUGCUGGAGAUGGCCUCCAGCGGCUGGUGGUAUGUUGUUAUCGACGGCAAGGAGGGCUGGGCACCUUCGUCAUAUCUCAAGGAAGACACCAAGUCAGAUGCUGCAGCCAAGUCCUCCUCAGCCCCUGUAUCGCCACCCAGUUCUGGCAAGAACAGCAGCAGCAGUCGCAACACAUCUCUGGCGAAGCAACCGCAGGCCAUUGACAUUAGCAAGGUGGGACUGCGUCCGACCAAGUCCACCCCCACGAUGGAGAGUGCUGCUCCUGCUGCGGCAACUUCAGCCAAGUCCAGCGGCAGUACGGAUGGUGGCGUUGGUGCCAUGCAGUCACAGCUUGCCAAGGUGUCCCUCAGGCCCACCAAGAGCACCGGCACGGCAAAGCCUACACCGGCAGCACAGGGCAGUGACAACUCCUCGACCAGCUCCAAGUCCAGAAGUUCAGUGCACAGCACUGCAGCAGCUAGCUCAGGACAUGGUUCUGUUGCGGCUGCUGCUGCAGCCUUGGCUCUUAAGCCUGUGGGCAGCAAAGCCAGUCCACUGGCUCACGAAACUGAUGGCAGUGACGAGACACGCAGCAAACCAAUCAAGUUGCCUGCAGCGAAAGAGCCGAAAGCAUCGCCCAGGCCCCUUCGGCCACCAGGAGGUAAAGUGGACAAGGCGUCAGGUAAAACUUCUCCAAAGCCAACCUUCCCACCUUCCCCGACUUCCAAGCCUAGUGCAGGUCAUAAGUCUUCAGUGAAAUCCACUGCCACUCCCAAUGCCAAGAAGGAUGAAAAGCCCAAAGCGAAACCGCAGCCCCAAACUCCAGAGAAGGUAAAGUCAACUACCGGUGGUAAUAACUACAAAGCUACAGCAGACUAUGCAGACACGGACAAGGACAACCUGAGCUUCAAGGAAGGUGACGUUCUGCAGCUGGUCGAGAAGAACGACAGCGGGUGGUGGUUGAUGAAGCUCGGUAGCUGCGAGGGAUGGGCACCAUCAACCUACUUCGACGCCAUAGCGGACGACCCACCGAAACCGAAGAAAACGGGCCCUCCGAUUCCAACACUUCCUGCGGCUCCAGGGAAUGCGAAGACUCCUGGCUCUGUUAAGACAGUGGGUGCUAGUAGCAAGUCCGAGCCAUCAUCUUCUGGUAAACGCCAAUCGGCACUGAAGCCGCCGCAGCCUGCUGGAAGAUCAGUCUCGCCCGGUGGUGGCAAGAAAAAGCCGGAGAAACCGUCUGCGCCGCCUUCUACUGGAGGUAGCGGUAGCAAGGGCGCUGGCGAUACCAAGGACUUGUACGUUGUGUCAGCUGAUUACACUGCGGAUGGGCCGGAUGAGAUCUCCUUGCGCUCCGGCGACGAUGUCACCGUGCUGGAGAUGGCCGACAGUGGCUGGUGGUGUGUGCGUUCCCGUGGCAAGGAAGGAUGGGCGCCAUCCACCUAUCUAGAAAAGAAGAAGGUAACUGUCAAAGCUAGCGGCAGCAGCCGUGGUGGCGGUACUGCAGCUCUUAAGCCAGGCCGUCCGAAACCUCCCAAGAAGGGCGGCAAUCGCGCAUCCGCCGCAUACCAUGGUGAAGAAGGAGAGGUUUCCUUCGAAGAGGGCGAUACGCUGGAAAUCGUCGAGAAGGCUGACACUGGCUGGUGGUAUGUGCGCACCUCGUCCGGGCAAGAAGGUUGGGCACCGUCCACGUUCAUAGAAUAGAGAGUGCCGUGUGGGCCUUGACUUGUUCCAAUACUGAGAAGUCAUCAACGCAAUGA